GCGAACCGUCGCAAAAUGCCAAGAGCCAUGGCGCCAUUCGCGGGGCUGAUGCUCACCGACUGGGGCGGCGUAGCUGCGUGGAAGCGCGCCUUCCUCGACGCCGCAGCAACCCGCGGCCUGCACCAGUACUACACUGUCCACGACUACGAGGACCCAGUGACCAUCUCACCUGCCCGACGCAUCGAGAUCCACGCCGCCGCCGAGGCCGCCGUGCCGCCCGUGCCGCACGACUUGCCGUCGGCCGCGUUUGGUGACGCUGUCCUAGUGCGGGCCCACGCGAUCGUUGCGCAUGUGACCGCCGCCAUGACGGCCGAGGCAGCGGCAGUCCGAGCACACAACGUGGCGGCGGCCGUGUCUUUUUUGCUGUCGGCACUCUCGCCCCACCUUCGCGACGAGCUCGACGAGAGCAAGUCGCCGUCUCUGCUCUGGGCUGAGGUACACGCCAAGGGCUUUGUCCUCAUGGACGACUGCCGCUUCUUCAAGCUCCUAGAAAACGUACGUUUUGCCAACGACGACGAGCUGCCCGACGGCCUCACACGCGUCGAGGAGCACAUCCAGCGCUUCGUCGACGUCAUCUUUGUGCCAAGCCAUGGCUCUGAUGCGCGGCUUUUAGCGGCUGCCGACCGCUUGAAGAUGGCACUGCUCUGCAACGCGUGUCCACCACUGAUGGCCAAAGUUUGUGAAGCCUGGCGCGCCGACGAACCAGUGUGGAACUAUGCAUCGAUGCGGCGUCGGCUCGUCGAGCAGUGCGAGUUGCAGCAUCUUGGCUUCGUGGCCAAUGCCUCGCCGGCGCCCGCAGUCGAUGCUCUACAUGCGCAAGCAGUCGCUGCGCCGCCUGCGACAACGGCGAAAAGCCUGGAGGCCGUGGCCCACAACCCAUCAUCGGCAACGAGCGCAGCGGGUAUACCAUGCAGCCUCACCAGCGAAGUUAUCGGACGUGACGCCGACGACAGCGAGGACGACAUGGAGCUUAGCACCGGCGAUGACGAUGACGUGCCAAUCGCAACACAGCAUCGAGGAAGAGGCCGGCCUAAGAAGCGCCGCCCCGAAUCCUCCGUCCAUGGUUUGCACAAUAGCACGAGCAAUCAGCAAAAGCGCAAGCGGCUCGCGCCCGAAUCAGCGGCGAAGGCUCCGCGAUCUAUAGGUGGUACCGCCUUCGAGCUCAAGGACAAAACCGUCCCCAAAAGAAUGUCGGCGCGACUGCACGCCGGAACCCUGCGAGCCAUGGGAGCCGCGCCAGUCGAGUGCGACGUUCAUGGCAGCAGCACCAAGUCGGAAUCCGACGACGGCACGUCGGUCCGUAAUGCAGCAAAGACCUGCAGGUACAAACCAGAAGAGGUCGAGUUUUUGCGCAGUGCACUUGCGAACACCACCGACUCGGACCAAAUCAUCUACGAGCGCGGCCGUGCGCAGGGUCUCUUUGCCAACCGAUUGUUGUCCUCGAACGCAAGCUCCAACUGCCAAUUGGAAAUGCAAGCAAACGGCAAGCCAAACCACUACACGGGGCCGGUGCUCGCCGACUGGGGCGGCGUCGCUGCGUGGAAGCGCGGCUUCCUCGACGCCGCAGCUGCACAAGGCCUGCACAAGUACUACACUGUCCCCGACUACGCCGACCCCGAGGCCAUCUCGCCUGCCCGACGCGCUGAGAUCCACGCCGCCGCCGAGAUUGCCGCUCUGCUCGCGCGCACGCACGCAAUCAUUGCGUACGUGGCGGGCGCUGUCACGACCGAGGAAGCGGCGGUCCGAGCGCACAAUGUGGCGGCGGCCGUGUCGUUUCUGCUCUCGGCACUCUCGCCCCGCCUCCGCAACAAUCUCGGAACAGACAAGUCGCCGUACGCGCUCUGGACCAAGAUCCACGACAAGGGCUACGUGCUCAUGGACGACUGCCGCCUCUUUGGUCUUCUGGAGCACGUCCGUUUGGCCGACGACGACGAGCUCCUUCAUGGCCUCGCACGCGUCGAGGAGCACAUCCAGCGCUUUGUCGACGUCAUCUUUGUGCCAAGCCAUGGCUCUGAUGCGCGGCUUGUAGCGGCUGCCGACCGCUUGAAGAUGGCACUGCUCUGCAACGCGUGUCUGGGAGAUAUGGCUGACACCUUUGAAGCUUGGCGCGCCGACGAGCCUGCUUGGGACUAUGCAUACAUGCGACGUCGGCUCGUUGAGCAAUCCAAGUCGCUGCAUGGCGGCUUUCUGGCCGAGAACAUACCAGCAAGGGCCGUCGAUGCUCCACAGGUGUUGAUCCCUGAUGCGCCGCCCGCAACCGUGGCCGAUAUGCUAGAGGUGCCGCUUGCAGCCGCAGUCUGCGGCCCAGCGACGGCAACAAGCGCGGAUGACCUAGCAUCCAGCCCCCGCGCCGCCGCAAAAGCCAUCGACCGUGACGUCGACGGCAGCGAGGAUGACAUGGCGCUCGCGACCGAAGACGAUGAUGACGCGCCAAUCGCAACAAUCGGCAAAGGACGACGCCGACUUAAUCUUAAGAAGCGCAGUCCCGAAGCCUCCGCGCAUGGUGUACGCACUAGCACGAGCAACCAACAAAAGCGGAAGCGGCUCGCGCACGAAUCAGCGCCAAAGGCUCCGCGAUGUACGAGCUCUCACGGUCAAUUUAUCUCGACACUUAGGAAUAUAGGUGGUACCGCCUUCGAGCUCAAGGAAGAAGUUGUUGCCACACGGUCCUCGGCGCGACUGCAUGCCGGAACACUGCCGUAUGGAAGCAACCCGUCCUUAUUGCAUCCUUCCACAUGCCGCAAUAGAGAGACGGUCGAGUGCGAUGGGCAGGGUAGCAGCACCGAGUCGGAAUCUGACGACGGCCCGUCGGUCCGUGGUGCAGCGAAGACCUGCAGGUACCAGCCGGAAGAGAUCGAGUUUUUGCGCAGAGCACUUGCGAAUACCACCGACUCGGACCAAGUCAUGUACGAGCGUGGCCGUGCGCAGGGUCUCUUUGUCAACCGCUCGUUCCGAGCGAUUCAGAGCAAGCUGAUGCGGAUGAAGACGACGUCUGCUGCCACAUCGUCUGCCUAACGUCGACGGUUGAUGCAAAAGAGCACUCCCGUUGCUUAUGUAUAAGGGAGGGUCCGCCCUUUACGUCGCCGAUGUGUGGUGUCUUGGUAUUGCAGAUGGGACUCGGUGCCACCGACCGGACUGCACUUGUGGGCUUAUCCCAAGCUCACAGAGAUGGGC
Molecule: messenger RNA, 3174 nt
Organism: Saprolegnia diclina VS20
Lineage: Eukaryota; Oomycota; Saprolegniomycetes; Saprolegniales; Saprolegniaceae
Exons: 10
Coding region: 16-3015 (999 amino acids)
Source: RefSeq, a predicted model, not a curated record